AUGCCCAAUGUGCUGCUUAUUGCAAGAGGUUUAGAACUAUCAGCAGAGGCCCUGAGGAUGAUAGUGGGGAACAACACGAACGAUGACAUCCCAGUAAAAGAUAUCAAUGUAGCGUCUGCCAACAUCUUUACAGGGAUGACAAUCCUCUUGGAGGCUUCAGCGACCUCAGCUUGGACUGCUGAGUCCGAUUUGCAAGAUGAAGAGGCAAUUGAAGUUAACAAUGGAACAGCCAGUGCUGCCUUUAAGGGAAUCAGCAACAUCCUUCACAUGUACUACACCCUGUUGCCAGACAAUGGGUCUGCCACACUGGAGAUGUCAGUGUUGCAUGCCAAGGUCCAUAAGGAAGUUUGUGAAAUUGCCCAGAAAAAGGUGUUCACAGUCAACGACACCUUGUUUGUGGUUCCAGCAUUCAACACACUUCUUGCCAAUGGUUGUGAGGAGGCAGAUAGCUUUGGAGUGGGGGUCAUCAACUCCGACUUCAAUCCUUUCCGUUACUCGGAAAACUCCCCUGAUGUGGGGUCGGAGGUGGUGGGCCUUACCGUGUGGAGGGGACGAGACAGACAGCCAGUGCACCACCUCCCCAAACCUGUGGACAUGAUCAUCCCCAGGGACAAACAACGCAACACAUCAAGUGGUGUGUACAAGCACACAGGCUGGAUUAAAAGCUGGGACGACAUCACUGUUGUCCCCUUCCGUCCCCAGAGGGCCAGGACUGCUCUCAUCAUUAUACUCAGCAUCUCCAGCACCAGCCACCCAGACCUGGACAUGCCACACAUGCAGCUGGUGUGGCAGAAGGCGUCGGCACCGACUGCAGACAGCUUCAAAGCUGCCGACUGGACGACUGUGCUGCCUGUGCCGCAGGCUCAGCAGUAUACACUACAGCUGCCGUACACUCACAACAAUACAAACCUGACGUCCCACCCUUACUCAUGGCUUCUGCCUUCUGAAGCUCUGAACGUUUCGAAGUUGGACAUACAAGACAAUAUGACUUUCUACUUAGCCAAUGCUUGUAAUGUGACAAAAUGA
This is a messenger RNA of Branchiostoma floridae (Florida lancelet), 1026 nucleotides long. RefSeq lists its product as uncharacterized. The coding region runs from base 1 to 1026 and encodes 341 amino acids. Lineage: Eukaryota; Metazoa; Chordata; Leptocardii; Amphioxiformes; Branchiostomatidae. The record is from RefSeq and is a predicted model, not a curated record. The transcript has 7 exons.